Molecule: messenger RNA, 1840 nt
Organism: Eurytemora carolleeae
Lineage: Eukaryota; Metazoa; Arthropoda; Copepoda; Calanoida; Temoridae
Product: adhesive plaque matrix protein
Exons: 3
Coding region: 1-1779 (592 amino acids)
Source: RefSeq, a predicted model, not a curated record
AUGGUACAGCCGUACAGGGAUUUGGAGGGUAUAGAGGUUAUGGAGGAUACGGAGGCCACAGAGGAUAUGAAGGCUAUGGAAUCGGAGCCUACGGAACUGGAGGCUAUGGAAGAUCUGGGGGCUAUGGAGGAUAUAAAGGUUUCAGAGAUACGAAACUCUCAGAUUACAAGACUCCGGAUUACAAGACUCCGGAUUACAAGACACCGGAUUACAACAAGACACCGGAUUACAAGACUCUGGAUUACAAGACACCGGAUUACAAGACACCGGAUUACAAGACUCCGGAUUGAUUACAGGGCUCCUGAUUACCGGGCACCUGAUUACCGGGCACCUGAUUACCAGGCACCUGAUUACCGGGCACCUGAUUACCAGGCACCUGAUUACCGGGCACCUGAUUACCGGGCACCUGAUUACCGGGCACCUGAUUACCGGGCACCUGAUUACUGGGCACCUGAUUACUGGGCACCUGAUUACCGGGCACCUGAUCACCGUGCACCUGAUUACCAGAAUCCUGAUUACCAGAUCCCUGAUUACCAGAUCCCAGAUUACCGUGUCUCUGAUUAUGAUGUUCUGGAUUUCCCUGCACCUAAUUAUGAGGUGCCUUUUAACCGUGUACCUGACUACAGUACUCCUGAUUAUCGUGUUCCUAAUUACCAUGCACCCAUUUAUGAGGGUACUGAUUACCUUUCUAAUUAUCAUUCACCUGACUACAAGGUUCCUGAUUAUGAUGAACCUGAUUACAAGGUUCCUGAUUAUGAUGCACCUGAUUACAAGGUCCCUGAUUAUGAUGAACCUGAUUAUAAGGUUCCUGAUUAUGAUGAACCUAAUUACAAGGUUCCUGAUUACCCAGCAACAGAUUACAAAGCUCCUGAUUACCCAGAAACUGAUUACAAGGUUUCCGAUUACCAUGCACCUGAUUACAAGGCUCCCAAUUACCCCAUUCCUGAUUAUCAAGCUCCAGAGAAUUUGGUUCCAAUUUACCAUCCAUCCUUACCAUCUCCUUACCCUUCCUAUCCACCUACUUCUCAUCCAUCAUACCAACCUCCCCUUUACCCAUUCUACCCCCCUUACCCUUCCUACCUACCUCCUUCCUACCAACCUCAAUCAUACCGACCUCACCCCUACCAGUCCUACCCUCCUACUCCUUACCCAACCCCAUAUCCAUCCUAUCCAGAGGCUUCUAAACAUCUUUACCCAAUUAAAGAUGUUCCAACCAGCAUAUCUGAACCAAUUUAUAAAGAAACCAUUUCAUCAAAAUACUCUCCACCAGUAAAUAAAGACUCCAAACCAGGGAGAUACAUGGCUCCUAUUGCUGAUUACAAGAAAUCCCCUCCUGCCAAAUAUAAUCCUCCUGAACCCAGAUAUAAAGACUCUACUCUCGAAUCUAAAUACAAGGAAUCCGCUCUUGAAUACAAGGACCCUACUCCUAAAUCUAAUUACAAGGACUCCACUCCUGAAUACAAGGACUCUAAUCCUAAAUACAAGGACUCUACUCCUGAAUACAAAGACUCUACUCCUAAAUACAUGGACUCUACUCCUGAAUACAAGGACUCUACUCCUAAAUACAAGGACUCUACUCCUGAAUACAAGGACUCUACUCCUAAAUACAAGGACUCCACUCCUGAAUUCAAGGACUCUACUCCUAAAUACAAGGACUCUACUCCUAAAUACAAGGACUCUACUCCUAAAUACAAGGACUCUUCUCCAUCCAAACCAACUCCUGGAACUUUUUAUCAGGGAUCAACCGAAGAUUUAUCUAGUCUUCCAGCUCCAAAAUAGUAAUGCUUUAUUUAUGCAAUAUUUUUUAUAUGAUUGUAAAUAAAUAUGAUUUAAUAAUUUA